Molecule: messenger RNA, 760 nt
Organism: Glycine soja
Lineage: Eukaryota; Viridiplantae; Streptophyta; Magnoliopsida; Fabales; Fabaceae
Product: pectinesterase inhibitor 4-like
Exons: 1
Coding region: 30-674 (214 amino acids)
Biological process (GO): negative regulation of catalytic activity
Molecular function (GO): enzyme inhibitor activity
Source: RefSeq, a predicted model, not a curated record
ACUUGUACCAAUGCAAUAGAAAGACACAAAUGGCAUUGCAGCACGGUGUGAUUGGAAGUUCAAGAUCUUCCCAAAAUCUCUUUAGAAUAGUUGUAUCCCUUCUACUCAUCUUAACCUUUCUCCAAUUAGCAGCAUCUGCAUCUGCAUCCACAUCCACAACUGAUUCCCUCAAAGCCUACAAAAAGUUCAUAAAAGACAAGUGCAAUUCAACCACUUUCCCAAAGGUUUGCUACAAGUCUCUGUCCCCUUAUGCAUCAAAAAUAAAAAGAAACCGCGUAACACUCACCAAAGUGUCUAUUUACGUGGCUCUAAAAGCAGCCAAGAUUGCAUACAGCACACUGACGAAGCUUUCCAAAUCGAAGGGGAAGCUAACACAUGGUGAAGCUUCGGUGAUUGCUGAUUGCCGAGAGAACAUUGAUGAGACGUUGGAUCUGCUUUCACAAUCUUCUGAUGGGCUUGCAAAUUUGAAUGGCACAUCUUCUGCUCAUGACCAAUUCCAAUGGGACAACAUAAAGACAUGGAUGAGUGCUGCCAUAACAGAUGAGGGUACAUGCACCGAUGAGUUUGACGAAAUACAAGUGCGCCCUUCACUGCAGAAGAAGAUCAAAACCACCGUUUAUAACCUUUCUUGGUUCACUAUCAAUGCCUUGGCCCUCGUCAAUAGGCUUUACUAAUAAAUAACAAUGUUCGUUCAAUAUAAUGUAUGUUUUCUCUUUAUAUUAUGACGACUGUGAACACAAUCUUUUUCUUCUUGGGUUUA